This is a messenger RNA of Sphaeroforma arctica JP610, 1408 nucleotides long. RefSeq lists its product as hypothetical. Gene Ontology annotation, molecular function: potassium ion leak channel activity; calcium ion binding. The coding region runs from base 84 to 1328 and encodes 414 amino acids. The record is from RefSeq and is a predicted model, not a curated record. Gene Ontology annotation, cellular component: membrane. Lineage: Eukaryota; Ichthyosporea; Ichthyophonida. Gene Ontology annotation, biological process: potassium ion transmembrane transport; stabilization of membrane potential. The transcript is spliced from 5 exons.
UUAACCAUUCUCAAGGGCUACAUAGUCGUAUAGAUGGAUAUGACAGCCAGGAUUAGUCAGCUAUAUCAGAUGUGGACGCUGUAAUGGAUGACAAGGCACAAGAAGGCGACAUCCAAAAGGAUCCAUCGCAAAAUGAAGAACCUCCUGCGCUUCCGAAGGCUGCAGAUGCCGGGUACAUCGAAGUGCCCAUGAACUUCAGAGCACAGGAUAAACUUAGGGCUGUCUUUAAACGUACCUUUAGCAGAACCAGUUGCAAGCGGGAUGUCAGAAAAAGGGAUAUUGUCCAGGCAUAUUCAGUGCACUACCGGAAAUUAUUGGUCGUCGGGCCGCUAAUAUUGCUAUACGUACUGCUGGGUGCUGUGAUAUUUGACCUUAUCGAAGGGGGUAGUGAGAAUGACCUCACAUUUCUCGAUUCGACCUACUGGGCUAUAGUGACAAUUACUACAGUCGGAUAUGGUGAUAUAUCUCCACAAACGGCAGGUGGGAAGGUGUGGACCAUCAUAUAUAUAUUCAUAGGCUUGACGCUUAUCGUAUCUGCGAUAGCAUACAUCAUGGAUCUUGUCCACGAUCUUAAAGUGGAGCUGAACCAAUUAAGGAAGGAAACCGAACCCUUGCCCACGUUGCGCAGCGUGGUUGUCAGCGUCGCCAUCACCGUCAUUAUUAUGGCCUCUCUGAUACUGGUAGGGGCCGUCUUCUAUUCAAUCGAGCUGGGCCUCAUGUACCUCGACUCUGUAUAUUUGGCCGUCAUAACCCUAACUACGGUAGGAUAUGGCGAUCUCUCCGUCGACACUGAGAAAGCGCGGCUGUUCUCGGUGUUCUACAUCUUGUUCGGUGUGAAUAUAUUUUUGGGCCGGCUGAGUAUGAUUACCCAAACGGUCAAUAAAUACGUCGAGUACAGAAGGAUCCAGAAACUCAUCGAUAGAGGCGUUACAGCGGAUCUGAUUUACGACAUGGAUACCACGGGUGAUGGAGAAAUAGACCUAUUGGAGUUCUCACUCGGGUUUCUAAUCAGAAUGGGAAAAAUCAAUGAGAGAGAUGUUACGCGACUCAGGGUCCUCUUCAAGAAGUUGGAUAAAGACGGCGACGGUAAACUGGGAUACACAGACUUCACUAAUGACGAAGAGAAAAAGAGGAUGGAACUCAGGUAUUUGUCGCUGUCAACUGCGACAGAAACAGCGGACGGUGAGCGGAUGCACAAGGUCGACAGUGUCGACUCGAUAAUCGAAGGCAAAAACGGCGAAUGCGUAGAACGAAACGCCACAGAUCAAACCACACCAACAAGUCAUGGGUUGGACCCAAUCGAAGCACGCGGGGAUGGCUGUGAAUAAUAUUACUCACAAUGUUAUGUAAAAAAACCGCCCAAACCAUAAUUCGAAACAUACGACAAUAAAAUCAUGUAUAAAAGUGG